AAACCUUCCUCGGACUUCUUCCCUCAAUCGGCAUGUAAGGGCUCAUACUGCGGAAAAAAACUACGAAUGCCAGCACUGUGGGAAAGCCUUCAUUGACUUUUCAAGUCUGAGCAGCCACCUGAGAAGUCACACUGGAAAGAACCCACAUAAAUGCACAGAGUGUGGGAAAUCCUUCAGCUAUUCCUCAACAUUCCGCAGACAUAUGAUAACACACACUGGGGAGAAGCCAUACAAGUGUAAAGAGUGUGGGGAUGCCUUCAGCUAUUCCUCCACACUUCGCAGACACAUGAUAUCACACACAGGAGAGAAGCCACACAGAUGCAAGGAGUUUGGGGAGGCCUUCAGUUACUCCUCCGCAUUUCAAAGGCAUGUGAUCAUGCAUACUGGUGAGAAACCACAUGAGUGUAAACAAUGUGGGAAAACCUUCAUUUAUCUCCAAUCCUUGCGAAGACAUGAGAGGAUCCACACUGGAGGGAAACCAUAUGAAUGCAGGGAGUGUGGGAAAGCCUUCAUUUAUCCCCAAUCCUUUCAAAGACAUGAAAGGACUCAUGGUAAAGAGAAGCCCUAUGAAUGUACCCAGUGUGGGAAAACCUUCAGUCAUCCCUCAUCUUUCCAAGGGCACAUGCUUGUGCACACUGGAGAGAAGCCCUAUGGUUGUGAGCAGUGCAGGAAAACAUUCAAUUGGCCUAUAUCCCUACGGAAACAUAUGAGAAUACACAGCAGAGAGAAACCCUAUGAGUGUGUCCAGUGUGGGAAAGCCUUCAGUUUGUCAGCUGCCUUUCAAGACCAUGUCAGAAUGCACCCCGAGGACCAGUCCUAUCAGUGCAAGAUUUGUGGGAAAGCUUUCUAUUGCCACAUAUCCUUACGAAAGCAUAUAAGACACACUGCAGAGAAACUCUGCAAAUGCAAGGAAUGUGGGAAGGCCUUCAGUUGGCCUGAACUUCUACAGCAACAUGUGAGAACCCACACUGUAGAGAAGCCCUGUGAAUGUAAGGAAUGUGGGAAAGUCUUCAAAUGGCCAUCAUCUUUACCAGUACACAUGAGACUGCAUACUGGAGAGAAACCAUAUCAGUGUAAGACAUGUGGGAAGGCCUUCAAUUGUUCCUCUUCACCAAGGAGACACAUGAGGAUACACCCUGCAGAAAAGCAAUAUCAAUGUGAUGGGGACAUCCUUCUAAACGUGAAUUCAUGUACAGUGUUCCAGAAAAAUGCACCCCAGGACAACACCUUAUAAAAGUUUUAAAUAUGGCCUUGCCUCAGUGAGUACCUCAGCCUCAUGAUAGACACAGAAGAGUGUAUAGUUUCAUUUACAAAUAAAUAUUUACAUAAAAAAUAAUUCCCCAUGGCUGAAUAUGAUGGUGCAUGCCUGUAAUCGCAACACUUGAGAAGCUGAGGCAAGAGUUCUUGAGUCCAAAGUCAGCCUGGGCUACAUAGUGAGUUUAGCACAUUUCUUCUAGCUUGGACCACUAGUGGUACAUGCGUAACUGUCCAUUGGGUGACUUGUACCACCAAAUGGGUCUGUCCCAUGCUGCCUGAUGAGACAGUCAUGCAUAUACUACUGGUUGUUUAGAGCUGCCUGGCAGCUGGAUAUACAAAUUAUGGCCCUGUCUCAAAUCUGACCAGGCCAGCCUGGACCACAUACACCUAUCUCAAAUAACCAAAUAAUAAUAGUUAAAGCAUAUUCAAAAUAUGCCUUUUCCUUACAGUUCAAUAAAUGACACAUCUUUAUGGUUUAUUGAA
Chinchilla lanigera (long-tailed chinchilla) is the source of this 1740-nucleotide messenger RNA. Its product is annotated as zinc finger protein 555-like. Gene Ontology annotation, cellular component: nucleus. NCBI's taxonomy places the organism in Eukaryota, Metazoa, Chordata, Mammalia, Rodentia, Chinchillidae. Bases 203 to 1234 code for a protein of 343 amino acids. Gene Ontology annotation, biological process: regulation of transcription by RNA polymerase II. Gene Ontology annotation, molecular function: DNA-binding transcription factor activity, RNA polymerase II-specific; RNA polymerase II transcription regulatory region sequence-specific DNA binding. The transcript has a single exon. The record is from RefSeq and is a predicted model, not a curated record.